This is a messenger RNA of Limulus polyphemus (Atlantic horseshoe crab), 475 nucleotides long. RefSeq names its product putative peptidyl-tRNA hydrolase PTRHD1. The transcript has 3 exons. The record is from RefSeq and is a predicted model, not a curated record. Gene Ontology annotation, molecular function: peptidyl-tRNA hydrolase activity. Bases 45 to 431 code for a protein of 128 amino acids. Lineage: Eukaryota; Metazoa; Arthropoda; Merostomata; Xiphosura; Limulidae.
GACAAUAGUAGAUGCUGCGGUAGCCUUUAGACGUUUCAACAGUUAUGGCAGCCUCCAGUAACUUAUUAGUGCAGUAUGUAGUAGUACGAGGCGAUCUUUUGAAAACUCUUAAGUGGCCUGUUGGUGCGGUAAUUGCACAGGCAUGUCAUGCUACGACAGCUGUUAUUCAUUCAUUCCAAAACGAUCCGAACGUUCUGUCGUAUACCUCUGAUCUGGAUAGAAUGCAUAAAGUGGUACUUGAGGCUCCAGAUGAGACAAGCUUGUGGACCUUAUCAGAAGCCUUGACUGCUGCUUCAAUAGAUUAUAAAUUAUGGGUUGAACAACCAGAAAAUUUUCCUACUUGCCUAGCUACCAAGCCUUAUAAAAAGGAGGACAUUCAGACUUACUUCAAAAGAGAUAGGUGUCAGCCUAGUGUGGACAACACACAAUGAUCCUGACACUAAGGUGUGCUGCCUACGGUCUAGGAACGACUACA